Gigantopelta aegis is the source of this 2653-nucleotide messenger RNA. RefSeq names its product serine/threonine-protein phosphatase 6 regulatory ankyrin repeat subunit A-like. Lineage: Eukaryota; Metazoa; Mollusca; Gastropoda; Neomphalida; Peltospiridae. The record is from RefSeq and is a predicted model, not a curated record. Bases 323 to 2029 code for a protein of 568 amino acids. The transcript has 21 exons. Gene Ontology annotation, molecular function: protein binding.
ACCUAGCGCCUCUGCCCGCGAGUAACUGGAUAUGUUGAUAUUAAUACUAGACUACUGUGCGGCGCUUUGUACUUGUGUGGUUGUAGCUAACGUCAAUAAUAAUAUUUUUUAAAAACUUAUUUAGGGUUUGGAAAAUACCGGCAGUUGAUAUUCAUAUAUUGGAGCAAGACAUUUUUUUGGCGUGUACAUAAGGGACUAAUAAGUGUGUUGAUUCUUGAAAACUAAUCUACACCAAGAACAAUAGUGUGACGUCACAGUUAAUGAUGUAAACACAUAACGUGAUAAAUUCUGGAGUUUUGGAGGAAAACAAAUCUAUGACAAGAUGACUGAUGAACUUCAAUUAACAUCUGAGACUUCCCCACCAAAUGUAAGGGAGACAAGCCCAGCGGAUGCUGCGCGUGAGAUCCUCACUAAAUAUGGUCCUAAGUUUUCUAUGAAGAAUGGAAACACGUUGCUUCAUAUCUGUGCUGACAAAUCUCCAACAUUUAUCUAUGUGCUAGCCAGUGGUGGGGUUCCAGUCAACAUACAGAACAAUGAAGGAAAUACUCCUCUUCAUCUUGCAAUCCAGAAAGAUAGCUAUGAAGUUGUGCAGGCUUUAUUACAGUGUGGUGCUGAUCUGUCUCUCAGAAACAAGUUGGGUCUGACUCCAAUAGAUAUGUCAAAUGAUGUAUACAGAGAGCUGCUAAAGAGAUAUCAGCCGGGUAUAGUGAUGGCCGUUCUGAAUGGCAAACACCAAACACUUGAAAGAUUUUGUAGAAACAACUGGAUGAAUUUCGAAACCAUUGUCAAGAAAAACAAAACUUUGAUGCAACUUGCAAUGGAGGAGGCUGAGAAAGAUAAAAAUAUUCUGGAUUGUUGCCGAGUUUUACAUGACUAUCGAUCUACCAGUGAAGUGACCCAUGCUGUUUUGUCUCAGGAUGUAGAGAAUCUCCGUUUCUUGUUGAGCACUCUCGGAGAUUACUCAGUCAAUGUUCGUCUUCGAGAUCGGCUUGGAAAAACUCUUCUAUCCCAUGCUGUGGAAAACAAUAAUUUACAAAUCAGUAAAAUGCUGGUUGAUGCAGGCGCACGAAUAAAGGACAUUCGUGUCAAGGAACAAGAAAAGGACAGUGCCACAGUUCCAUUAUUCCACAAGGCUCUGAGGAAAGGAGCAGAUGAAGACAUUGCCAAAUACUUGUUUUCUGUCCAGGAUCCCACCGAGUUACUGGAAAAAGAUGCAAAUGGCAACACUGCCAUUUUACGAGCAGUACAGGAACGGUGUUCAGCCACUUUAAUUACCUGGCUGCUAGAAGUCCAAAAUGGCAAAUGUUUAACACACAGAAAUAAGGAUGGUUUAACACCUGUGGAACUGGCAUCUCAUCUACAACAUACAGAAUUAGUGCUAGCAAUUAACCAAUUCAUACUCAAAGGCAAUAAGGAUCUUGAUCUGCUACAGUUGCCGGUUCAUUUCUAUGGAAACCAGAACCUCCAACUGACAGAUGAGACUUGUGGUAAAUCUCUUGUGGAGCUUGUCAAGGACAGCAACAACAAAGAGAAUUUAGUUGCACUGGAGCGCUACUCGGACAUUGAGGAGAGGGGUGUGUCUUUGUUUAAUGCUGCUGCUACUGAUGAUCUUGACCUGGUGCAGAAACUAAACAUGGGGAACUUCCAAGACAAAAAUGGCUUCACAGCACUGCACAGAGCUAUUGUGUUUAACCAGCAGCAAAUUGCAGAAAACCUUGUCUUAACAAGACCUGGUCUUAAAUCCAUCCCCGACAAUUGCAAUCGCUACCCACUUCAUUAUGCAUGCCUGUUACCCGAUGAACAACUGGUUUUCUUUGCAAAACUUCUGUUGGAAAAAAAUCCACAAGAUAUUGAAAAACGAGUAGACAAGGACGGCCGCUAUCCUGUCGACUACAAGCGUCUUCGUGGGUCCUCUGAAGGUCUCCAGCUUUUGUAUGAUGCCAGGACACUGGAUGCAUAUGGAAAGAGAGGAUCACCUUUAGGUCCAUGGCCAGAUGGUGCAAUGACCAGUCCACCUCAGGAAGAAUGAAACAGAUUUGUUAUCUUACAAUGAUAAACCAUCAAUUCUUGUGGUGUCCCUGAGAAAGAAACUUGUCUUGUCAACAGAAAUUCUCAAAAAUGUUCCAAGAUCUUCCAAACAUUGCAUAUAAUAUCAAACCUGUGGUGAUCUGCAAUUCAUAUUCUUUCCAUUACCAGUGUACUGUGUAUAUCUGUUGUAGAUCAGUAUUCUUGCAACAGUAUUUUUAUUAAUUAAAUUUUUUUUUUAUUCUCAUGAAUUACAGUGGGGAUUAAGUUUUCAUGAACAAUGUAUGUUAACACUCAGGUGCAUAAUCCACGCAAUAAUAAAAUAAGAACGACACAGGACUUGGGGAUGAUCCUAAUCCACGUGUAGUUGACUGUAGGUUUAUGCUAGGGUCAGACUACCAACUGCCAGCACAAAGUUGGCCAGCACGACAGUUGCCUUGUAAUUUCUCCAACUCCCAAUGGAUGCAAACAGAUUAACAAUUAAUGGGUUAUACGAUGAGAAUAGAGUUGUAAGAGCACUCAGACUAGCAACUAGACAGGUCGUAGAAGUCGUGACAGCAGAAAGUUGGCCAACUUUCUACUGGCAAUUGGUAGUCUGAACCUUGAGAUUUGAUAACAUUGGGGGGGG